UUGAAGUAAGUCUGCGCCUGCGCGGACACAAACACGUAAAGGGUCGGAUCGUUCAAAUCGAACACGUUUUGGCGCCGUAUUUCAAUUGUUUUUGUAGGUAAAAAUGCCAGACAAACGUCUUAGACCGUUGUAUCGCGUCUCCCUGUUUUUAAGCGUCUCACGCAGGAGUGCCGAAUUUUUAGACAACGUGACAAGUCGUCAACUUUUAAAACGGGUAUAAAGACAACUGCGUUCUUGUCUGAAAACUGUUCCGUUUUUUGGCGCAAGAACGUGUUCGGUCUGAACAGCCCCUUAUGCUAUAUAAAUCACGUCCCAUAUGCGUUAAAUAUAAUUUACAACAGUGUCUGACCAGUUUCUCCGUUUACAAAUAUACGCCAAACAUAAAAUGUGAUUUAUGAUUUCAGAAUGGCAUAUUUAAUGUAAUCCUAGAACCGCCUGAGAGUGAAUAAACGGAUGAGAAUUGAGGAAAUAUCUCACGCGCUGCACUGUCGCGUCUCUCCACUGCGUGUCAGGCAGCGCUAGAAAGCUAAUUAAUCGUCACUAUAAACUCAAAUGUGUGUUCAGGUAAGACAGAUGGCACUCUACUACGAUCUGACGGGUUGCUGUUAAGCAUUUACGUAGUGUGGUUUCUGAUGUAUUUUGACAGAGGCUUCUACUGCCUGUCCUAAAUUCAAGCUAGACAGGCAGACAUACAUUAUUUCAUAUACAGCAGCCAGUGCAGACGCAUGCACGCGUUUAACUCUCUUCUGUAUUCACGUCGUCUUCGGGCACGCGAUCCUCUUUCAGUGAUACAACACUUUAAAACGAAUCCAGUAAUUAUGUCAAAGCGGUGGUGCAUGCUUUAAAUUUACCCGUGGAUAUUGUUGUUUAGAUUCUAUAUGGUAAAAGCCACGUUCCCGGAGACAAGGAUGUCGAAACGGCUGCGAAAUAGCGAAGUUUGUGCGGAUUGCAGCAGUUCGGAUCCUCGCUGGGCAUCUGUGAACAGAGGAGUUCUGAUAUGUGACGGUUGCUGCGGUGUUCACCGCAGUCUGGGCCGCCACAACUCGCAAGUGCGCCAUUUGUCACACACACCCUGGCCGCCUACCCAACUACAGAUGGUUCAGACAUUAUACAAUAAUGGUGCUAAUGCAAUCUGGGAGCACACUCUGUUGGACCCCUCAUCCAUAAUGAGCAGCAAGCGCAAAGCAAACCCUCAGGAUAAAGUCCACCCCAAUAAGGCAGAUUUCAUAAAAGCAAAGUAUCAAAUGCUGGCUUUCGUCCAUCGAUUACCCUGUCGAGAUGAUGACAGUUCAGCAUCCACAGAUCUAAGCAAGCAACUUCACUCCAGCGUUAGAACAGGCAAUCUUGAGACUUGUUUGCGGUUACUGUCUCUUGGAGCUCAAGCCAACUUCUUCCACCCGGAGAAAGGGAACACACCGCUGCACAUAGCAGCUAAAGCAGGGCAGGUUUGUCAGGCUGAGCUUCUGUGUGUUUAUGGGGCAGACCCUGGGGCCCCAGACUCCAAUGGCAAAACACCAAUUGACUAUGCAAGGCAGGCUGGCCAUCAGGACCUGGCAGACAGACUGGUGGAGGUACAGUAUGAGCUUACAGACAGACUGGCCUUCUACCUCUGUGGGCGGAAGCCUGAUCACAAGAAUGGUCAGCAUUUCAUUAUACCGCAGAUGGCAGACAGCAGUCUGGAGUUAACAGAGUUUGCGAAAGCUGCCAAAAGAAAACUGCAGUCUCUCAGUGAUCAUUUGUUUGAAGAACUGGCGAUGGAUGUGUACGAUGAAGUUGAUAGAAGAGAAACAGAUGCAGUUUGGCUGGUUACUCAGAACCACAGCACCUUGGUAACAGAGACAACAGUUGUGCCUUUCCUUCCUGUGAACCCAGAGUACUCAUCAACACGAAACCAGGGAAGACAAAAGCUCGCAAGAUUCAAUGCUCAUGAGUUUGCCACUCUUGUGAUUGACAUACUAAGUGAUGCUAAGCGACGUCAGCAGGGCAGUUCAUUGUCAAGUCCUAAAGACAAUGUUGAUGUAUUCUUUAAAAGCACGAGUAGUCGUCAUGGUAGUGAAAGCCAAGAAAUCAACCAGCCAGACUACGACAGUGUGGCAUCCGAUGAGGACACAGACACAGAUUUGCGAAUUGGCAAAGUAGACCGAACUAAGAGUUUGGACUCUGACCUGUCUGAUGGACCAGUUUCUGUACAGGAGUUUCUGGAGGUGAAAAAUGCACUUACAGCCUCUGAGGCCAAAAUACAGCAACUGAUGAAGGCAAACAGUAACCUGAGUGAGGAGCUUAGACUGAUGCAAAAAAAGCUGCAGUCUCUGCAAAGCGAGAACAGCUCUCUCAGGCGGCAGGUCUCAGCUCAACAGCCCUAUCAGGCCCCUGACCACCCCAAUCCCUCCUCCUCUUCCUUCUCUUCCUCUGCCCUGAAACACCACCUGUCUGCUCGGGUGAGCCGCCCAAUGUCUAUGUAUGAAACCGGCUCUGGUCUGAAGCCCAUUCUCCCCAAGGGAGAGACCCCUUACCCUGAGGAGACCUUCCCCACCUUGCAACCCUUCCCAACCCAUGCCUCCAAGUUUGACAAACAAAGCAGCGUGUCUGAUGGUGACUAUGAUAACACAGUCAACGAAUCUGACCUGGAUGACUUGGGGUUUGGCCGUAGGUGUCGUCUGCGCAGCAGUGGCUGGAUGGGAGAGGGCGGCUCGAUACCUGAGCUGAAUGAUCACGACUGUGAGCCUGACCCAAGUCUGCCCAGCACAGAAGACGUCAUACGCAAAACUGAGCAGAUCACCAAGAACAUCCAGGAACUGCUUAGGGCUGCACAGGAGAACAAGCAUGAGAGUGCACCAUGUGAGCAGAGGGAGAGUGUUCGCAGACUUAGACACAGUCUGGGUUGUUUCAGCACACUGGUGCCUUGGGCAGACAAGCCCCCGUCUCCAAUGCAGUCACUUGGCAUAAGAGCUCCCCACGCUGCAAACCCCAACAACCCUGCCUCCUGUAGCUUUAUACCCUGCGCAGAAAGAAUACAUGUGGCUGUAAGUGAGAUGGCUGCCCUCUUCCCAAAGAGGCCGCGCUCUGAAACAGUAAGGAGCUCUUUGCGGUUAUUAACGUCCAGCGCGAACCGACUGCAAAAUGAGUGUAAGAAAGCAUCUCCUUUGGAGAGCAGCCCCACAGCAGACAUACAGUUGGUCACCCAGCAGGUGAUCCAGUGCGCGUAUGACAUCGCCAAGGCUGCUAAGCAACUUGUUACCAUAACCACCAAAGAGAACAGCAACUAACCCUGUUUCUGCCCAUAUCCACUAGUAAUCCAACCCUGACUAUUUGCCCCAUAUGUUAAUCAACUGAUCAUUUUAAGGCAUGCCAUUUAAGAUUUUUUUUUUUUUUUUUUUGUAUGCUGUAUUUGCAUGUUUUUUUUUAAGAUGUCAGUUAGCAGUGUUAUUUGGCUUAAAGCCAUAAUAUAAAGCCUGAAAUGCUCUCAAGGAAGGGUUGUAUAAAAGGACGUGUGUGUAUGUUGACCUGUGAACGUGAAUUUGACUUGAUGGCAGAAUGUCUUGGAGUGUGACUUUGAGAGGAAAUGAAUCAUCCAUGGAGCAACCAAUCAUAUACUAAAUAUUGAGUAAAUGCCUCACUCAAUGCCUCACUUUGAAAUCAUUGAUUUUGUAACCAAUCCCGGUUCACGGGAAGUUUGAAUGUCCAACAUAAAAUAUAUACCACAUAUAUGAUAUAUAUUUUAAUGGUAUAUACAGAAUUUAAUGAAGUAUUUAAUUAAAUAUGCCUUGUCUCAUUUGAAUUGACCAUUCUGAGGCAUCUAUAAUGCAAUUUUUUUAUGGUUUAAUUUGGUGAUUUAAUAUUUUUUUGUUCAAUACAUUCACAGCUGAUGAGUGCAGAGACAAUCAGGCUCUCUACCAGUUGUGAUUGUGUUGAGAUGUGUGUUAGUUUCAGUGUUUUUCAUACCAGGCAAAUAUAGUUUAACAUAUUAUAUUGUUAAUUUCAGUGUUUUGGCAGCUCUUAAUGUGUAAUUUCCUCUACAAAGUAAGUUUAAGUAUUGGUCUUAGUCCUGUCAAAAAGUUGUGAAGUGGGCCGCUCAUAGCUCAGUGUUAAAGUCCCCUGGUUUGAGUGUUUGUAGUUGUAAAAAUCACCUGGUCUUCCACUGAUUAAUAGUAUUGCUAUGUCUGUGUUUAAAAAGAAACAAAUCUUUUCUUUAUUUUUAAAAUAAACCUAAUUUAUUAUUUUGACCUUAAGUUUUUGCUCCAGAGCUCUUUUUGUUCAUAUCAGAAACCAAAUAAAUUAACCUCCUAUUCCAACAAAACUCUUCUAAUUCUGCAAAAUAGUACUGUGCAUUUAAUUAGCACUUUGGUUUAAUAUUAAUAC
This is a messenger RNA of Myxocyprinus asiaticus (Chinese sucker), 4359 nucleotides long. It is a transcript of the gene git2a, whose product is annotated as G protein-coupled receptor kinase interacting ArfGAP 2a. The record is from RefSeq and is a predicted model, not a curated record. Gene Ontology annotation, biological process: regulation of ARF protein signal transduction; brain development. Gene Ontology annotation, molecular function: GTPase activator activity; protein binding. Bases 879 to 3266 code for a protein of 795 amino acids. NCBI's taxonomy places the organism in Eukaryota, Metazoa, Chordata, Actinopteri, Cypriniformes, Catostomidae. The transcript has 20 exons.